AUGAAGGUCAGCGUAAUUUUGUGCCUGUGCGCGGGCGCAUGCCUUGCAGAUGCAGCAAAGGAGCAGGCCACGCGGCUUAUGGUGGAUAAGCUGGGGCAGAUCAGCAUGAUGCUAAAGAGCACGCUCGAGGACGGAGUAAUGAAGGAGAGCUCGGCCCUGUCCGGGACUCUGAAGAAGCUCGCGAGGGGGUACGAGAAGCCGAAGGAGGGCAGGAAGAAGGAGAAGCCGCAGGAGAAGGGGGAGAAGAAAGCCCGGCGCAGCCGCAGGCUCUUGACAGACGCGGAGGACAGCAACGCAUCGACCGAGUUCGGGAGCGAGGGCAUGUACGAGAAAGAGAUUUCCCCCCGGCGGAAGCGAGCCAGAGACAGCGAGAGGGGCGAGCCCAUAGACGACUACGACGUGUCCUCCAUAAAGAGAAAGAGUGCAGAAGACAGAUACGAGAACGAGUACAGCCAGGACGCGUGA
Nematocida major is the source of this 465-nucleotide messenger RNA. RefSeq lists its product as uncharacterized. Bases 1 to 465 code for a protein of 154 amino acids. NCBI's taxonomy places the organism in Eukaryota, Fungi, Microsporidia. The transcript has a single exon. The record is from RefSeq and is a predicted model, not a curated record.